AUGCGUCAGCAGGAGGAUCGACGGGAUAGCAAGACUUUCGCUGCUGCUGCUGUCGAUGAAGAGUGCAACAUUCAAACCGCCCCUGCUGAGAAUCAUCGAUCCCAUCACGACGAAGGGCCGCCGGCCCAGGCGGACGCGCAAAGCUACGUGCUGUCGAUGUCGGAUUACGACGGCAAAGCACACGCUUACGAUGUGUAUGACUACCAAGCAGCCACACGGCCGCAGCAGGGGCAGCAGCAUGUCUAUGCCGGCUAUUCAACACACCCAAACUACCCGGGCGACUAUGUAGCUCCUCAGGCGCAGGUACCAUCUGGCCUUCCCCAAUCAUCCAGCACGCUCGGCCUUGUGCCAUCUGCUCAACAAUACGGCACGCAUGAUACAACCUAUUAUGGUCAGCAGGUGCCUCAAUACCCUGCAUAUCUUGAAGCGGCUCCUCGUCCUUGCCCGGAGAUAACCUCAUACACGCCACAACAGGGCCAACAAGGCACCAAAGUCACUGUCUACUUCCAAAGUGUCUACGACUUUGACGCACCUCAAGUCGUACCCGUCAUCAUGUUCGGCCAGAAGAGAUGCGAGAGCCUUCUCAGCAGAGGUCCUCCACAAGGGCACGCCUUCCAAUACUCGCUGUGUGCAGAUGCUCCGCCUCUGGCAUCGACUGGCUCGCCUUCUCCGCAGAUGCCUCUGCACUUGAUCCUGGACGAAUCUUCGGUCAGUUGGGAGUCGCCAUCAGUAGAAUUCGGCUCCUUCACAUAUCUCGACCAAGCGAGUUACUACCACCCGCUCGACUCUCCUCAGAUGCAGGUUCCGCCUCAUCCUCAACUGGCUGCACCCCGAAAACGCAAACUAUCACCUCAGGCCUCGCCGCGACGUUCGCCUGUGAAGAAGCCAUCGAUGCCACACUUUGACACUUAUGCCGCGCCCAACCCAUCCUCGCCCUUCCGCCGCCCAAGCAUGCCGGAAGCCUACCACGUCAGUCAUAGUCGCAACUACAGUGGCCAUCAGUCGGACUAUAACCCGCAGGCCUACAAUGCUCCGCCCCAACGCAUACAGUCCGCCCAAUACUACGGCCCACCAGUUCCCCAGCCAUCACAAAGCCCCUCGUGGAACUACCAGCAAAGCAUGCCAAAUCCUACCCGUAGUCCAUCUGCUGCAACAAUGUCGUCCACAAGCAAAAGCUCGCAAGUGCUCCCCUCUCCCGCCGGGCAAAACCCGCCCUUGAUACGGACGUCCACUUUGCAGCAGUCGCCCACGAUUCCAGGCGCCACUAUGGCUGCCGUGGUUCCGGCUGGGUUCAAUCCGUACGCCAUCUACCCUUCCAAUUCCAAAGCUAUGCUUAAGCUUGACAAAGACCUCAAUACCAUGUCGGACAAGUGGACUCCUUCAGAGUGGGAGACGAGACGGCGUCUCGUGCAGUUUCGUCGCAACCAAUCCGGCAGCACCAUUUCGGCCACGUUCGAGCCCGUAACACUGGAAGAUCGAAUUCCAAACAGCAUCUGUGUCAGCUGCAUCUGGUGGGAGGAAAAACAAGAAUGCUACGUGACCUCUGUGGACACAAUUUCAUUGUUGGAGUCUCUGGUCGCAGUGCGCUUUACCGUGGAAGAGAAGAAUCGGAUACGACGCAAUCUUGAGGGUUUCCGUCCCGCCACCGUGUCCAAGACGAAGCCGGAGAGCGAGGAGUUUUUCAAGCUGAUCAUGGGCUUUCCAAAUCCAAAACCCCGUAACAUAGAGAAGGACGUGAAGGUGUUUCCGUGGCGCAUCUUGGCAACGGCUUUGAAGAAGAUCAUUGGCAAAUAUUCCGCCAGCUACUCCUCCACAGCCGGUGCGUUGCACACUCCUGUUGCCGCAAGCUAUCCAGUGAGCCGAGCGUCUGACGCUGGUCUCGAGCAACGAAYGGCUACUUCGCCACGCUCGGCAUCGAGUUCGAUGGCGUCUCAUGGUCAUGCAUACGCUCCGCUUCACAUGCAGCACGGUGCAUAUCCGUCUCACGCGACGGGAGCAGCAGGCCUCGGAGUCGGCCCGUCAGCAGGUCCGACCGAUCUACGCAUUGCCGUUCCUACAUCCGCAGGAGCACAAACGACGUCCUGGCACCAGCCUGCUACGCAUUACACUUCCGACCUUGUGGGCGCUGGUGGUACUUGGGGCGAUUUCCGAACCUACACGGGUUUACCUGGAACAGCGCCGUCGUACCCGUAUGCACAGCGCAUUUCUUCUUUAACGGGACCAGGCGCCAUGCCCGAGCACACCAAUUAUGCGUCCUUGCACGAUUACGACAGUCACGCUCACCCGCCGGCAUCGAGUGCGUGA
Ramularia collo-cygni is the source of this 2304-nucleotide messenger RNA. RefSeq lists its product as uncharacterized. The transcript has 5 exons. Bases 1 to 2304 code for a protein of 767 amino acids. Gene Ontology annotation, cellular component: nucleus. The record is from RefSeq and is a predicted model, not a curated record. Lineage: Eukaryota; Fungi; Ascomycota; Dothideomycetes; Mycosphaerellales; Mycosphaerellaceae.